AUGAUUAUGAGCGGUGGUCGCUUUGACUUUGAAGAUGGUGGAACUUAUUGCGGCGAAUGGAAAAACAGCAAAGCACACGGCUACGGGAUCUGCACCGGGCCGAAAGGACAAGCGCGCUACGAAGGCUCGUGGAACAACGGAUUCGAACUUAGUGGAGUGUAUGUUUGGCCAAAUGGCCAUCGGUUUGAGGGAGAUUGGCUUGGUGGCCGUAGGCACGGACUUGGCGUUGAGUUUCGGGGAAAAUGGGUGUAUCAGGGAGAGUGGGAAGAAGGAUUUAAAGCACGUUACGGAAUACAGAAAUCGCAAAGUGGAGCCCGGUAUGAAGGAAGCUGGACUUCUGGUCUGCAAGAAGGUUAUGGCAUCGAGAUUUAUGCCGAUAAAGGUGGGUUUUGCUUGAGAAGAGAGAAGCAAAGUAUACAGAGAGAAGCGUUUGCUCGUAUAAAUGACAACAGAUAAAUUUGUUUCCCGAAACAAUGACGGCCCAUUUCGGAAGAAUAAGCUUAACUCAAUUGAUCAUUUGUGUCGCUUAGACAAGGUACACCACUGUACUUUUACGUCAUGUCUUGGUUUUUGCCAUUGCCUUAAGCACUAUAUUUUACUAAAUUCGCGUAAUUCGUUUAAUUUAUAUUCCAAUUAUGCCCAACUAAACGGAUUUAAACGUUUUUCGCUGUUUUUCCGGAUUUUGAAUAAUGGCUAAUGCGCGCACAGAGGGACAUAAAAUGACAAUUUUCUCACUCUCUAAUUUGACAGCACUCGGGUACAAUUCUGCGCGAGAAUUGUCCUUUCUAAUGAAGCUAUUUUGCGAAUUUCGGGACGUCGCUGAGGCUGUUUUUACGUCGUGCCAUACCAAUUCGUACAUUCGGUCAGGUUAUUAUAAGCGUAUUGACAAUGAGGCCUUGACAAUCUUGGCGAUCUCGCAUUGAAUCAGAACUUUCCCGUUGUAUGAUCAAGGCAAAAUAAACUUAUUAAAAUAGAAAAAAGUCCAGAGAAUCAUUCAAAUUCAAGCGGUAUAACUUAUUAUUUCUAUAAAUAAAAAUGAGUGUUUUAUAUUGAAGACAAAAUAUCAAGACCUAUCGUAGCUCGACAGCUGACAGGGUUGAAUCAGUGCGCUGUCCGGCGGCGCAAAUGCGUCGCAAAUGGAAUACUGCACACAAAGUUGGCAUCCCUUCAAUUCUCAGGAACGUUCCACGAGUGAUAAAUAAUGAAACCGACAUCUAAACACAACUCCGCUACUUUCAUUUACUUGUAGACUUUGUAUGCUUCAGUUGUUUAGGAGAAUUCCAAAUAUCCGCAAUAGGCGACUGUUUUCUUUACAAAUUUAUCUUGUCUGUUUCGCUGAAGUUUGGAAAUAGCCUAGAUUCCUGGAUACGGUUUUUGCAAUUGUGUCUGUUUGAAAGGGAGUGAUAAAAAUUUCGAACGGACAGCGGCGAUGAAAGGUUUUAGAACUAUGUGGCAUUUGGAGCAAAGCACUACUGCGUAUAGAAAGGUAAACAGUCAACAUGCUCGCGAAUUUAUCGCCACUUCGCACUCUUUGCGUGCAAUGAUGAUCUGUCAUCACGCUAAACGAUUGUUGGUGUUGCUAGCAAGUAAAGUUAGAAGCUACAUUGGCGUGUUGGAUGAUUUAGCAGCAAUCAGGUGAAAUAUGCGAAGUUCUAGAAAAAACACGAAACUUUUUCUUUGCGGGAAUGUUAAGGCGCGUCUCUGCUGGAGAUAUCACUACAGAUUGUCUUGUCAGUGGGUCACUUUAGAGCGAUUGCAUGGAUAAUUUUAACUUAAUAACUGCCCGUUCCAAACGAUCGUUCUGGGACAUUCCGGGCUUCGUCUGUUUACCUUUGGUAUUAUAGCCUUAGUAGAUUCUAGAAAACAAAUUUACUAAAAUAACUGGGCAUCAUAAUUUUCACCAAAGUUCUCCCAUCUGAUGUACGCUGAUAUCACAGGACUUAAAAGUAAAAUUUGUCAGUGAUCAUGCAGCCAGGGCAGGCAUGAGUCGCUUGAAAAAUGUUUCAAUUUGGCAGUCUGGUCUGUCUUGAAUUUCUCGUGGAAAUGCAAAUAAGUUUGACAGUGAUUUCAGGACUGUAAUUUUUUUAACAUUAACAUUUCAGCCAAUUUCUUGUAUCUUCAUUGAUCUUUUUCAGUCCAGCUUUGUCAUUCGAUUAGACUCAAUUAUGCCAUUCAUGUGCCCUCGAGGUCGACAGUAGACAGACAGUACCAGAAAUUGAUUUAAUCUACCUUCCUGGGUUUAUAAUAAGAGAAACUCAUCUCUAGACGCCAGAACAAUAAUUGCUGUUUAAUUGAGAUUGCUGAGCUUGUAAAUUACCGAAACAGAAUCAAUGCUUCAUCAAAAUUUUGCCUGUGCCUCUGCAUUGACAGUAACAAAUUGUCAUUAGCCUCCUCAAGGACUAUAUCGUGACUGAAAAGAAUAUGUAUACUCCAUAAGUAUUAUUGAUCAGAUCUGGUAACACUUAAUUGAAAGGAAAAUUACAUUCAGCUUACCAAACAUUUCUGUUAUCUUAAGCAGUAGCAUUAUUGGUCACUACCACAGGUCUUAGGCAUUUCAAUUAAACAGAUAACACUGCAGGACAAGCUUGCUAUUUGUUAGUUUUGUUUGUACUUUCAGGUUGACAUAGAAACAAUAAAUUUAUUCAGGUUUUGUUUGAGUUGGGUGCUUUUCUAAUUUUGCACACUGCAGGCUUAUUAUCUCCCACCGAGAAAGAAGAAUAGAUUUAACUCUUGAAGAGCACUUUGUUAGAUUCAAAGGCAGCUAUUUGUGGUGUGAAUGAUCAAAAUUAAAUGUCACUGAAGUGUUAAAUAGUUUUUGUGGUUAUUUAAACCUACAUAAGUGCUUUCAGUAACUUUUAAGUGUGCUAAACAUAGUAAAAAAAUAAUAGCUGCAAAGCUUAGCUCAAACCCUUGACAGAGUAAAUGUGAGUGAGUUCUUAACCUGAAGGUGCUGCUAGUUCUCAGUAUCAGCUGCAUUCUUACAAAAAAAAACACUGUGCAUUAUAGUAGUUUGACGUCAAAUGCCACUCAUUAUACAUCCUGACUUAAGGAAAAAUGGGACAAUCUUACACUUCCAGAUUAAACUAAGGGAUAAGUCAGUUUUCAUCUCUUUAAUAAUUAACUAGAUCAAAAACGAGUGUUAUUUUCCCAAGAAUAUGAAUAGUAUAUUUUUGAAAUUUUUGGUAAUUUGUUGAGACCACAUAAAUUCCACUCAACUUCGCAAUAUUAUUUUCCCCUUUUUUCUGUAAAAAACUUUCUAUUUCAUUUUCCAUCGUAAAAAAAUAAAAGUAGUGUUAACUGUUGUAAAGGUUAAAGCCAGUAAAGGACACUAAAACACAAGCAAGUUUUCUGAAGGCUGUGUACAGGCUUCUUUCAUUUGUUUUGCUUUGCCAACUGCGGUCACUAACCAGCCAGUAUCCUGCUGUUUGGGUUUUUAUUAAUAAUGUCUAAUAAGUUUAGGUAUCAUUUAUACCUUUAUGCUACCUUCUAAAUCAAAACUUGAGGUGGAAGUAGACUUCCACUGUUCAAACCAACCUUACAGGAAAAUGGACUGCCAGAAAACUGUUUCACAUUCAUAACAAACAUCACACUUAUUCCUCAGCAGUUGUAUAUUAAAAAGAUGUGAAUAUUCAACUAAAAUAAUGUUCUGUACUGCAAAUAAAGCAAAUAUGGGACAUAGCUAUUUUUCUUUUACCAGAUGUAAAGCUAAGUUACUGGUUCUUUGUUGCUUGAAUUCUAAGCACUGCUAUAACCAUUAGACUUGCCGUAAGUUGACUACGAGAGCACUGAAGGCACCAGGGACGCUCACAAAGCGAGCAAAAGUGAGUGACAAAGUCACUAGAGAGGAGCGAUGUAAGUCAUGGGUCAACUUUUUCCUGCCUGACCACCUAACCAGCAGAAACCGGAAAAGGCUUUGAGAAAGUCUAUAUAAACAUGAAUUGAAGUGAACCAGUUAACGGAAUAAACCACUUAAUAAGCACAACUUUUUUUUGGACUGUAUUUUUUUCUCCAAACGGUGGUUACGGAAUAUUUUUACCUUAAUAAAGAUUCAUGUAUCUGUGAAUAAAAAAAAAACAUCUGUUUACAUUUUGGAGGCUGUUAUCCACCUUGGCCUUUGUCCUUGUUGGAUAACGUCCUCCUAGAUCUACAUAAAUCCUCACAUGAUACUCAGCCUCAUUCAGUAAUAUUGUUAAUAAAAUAUGAUCUUUCAGGUUAUUAUUAUGGGCAGUGGAAAACUGGGAUGCGCUCCGGAUAUGGUAUACGAAGUGGUGAGGUUAAACGAGAAAACAGCACCACAAGGCAUUACAAGCGCUGUAUCUCUAGGCAGUCCACUGUGGAUAAUUUUAAAGCGAACGGGGUCCUUCCCAAUCAGAACAGUAAACUACAUCAUGUAAGGACCCUUUCGCAAACUGAUUCCCACCCACAAUCACCCAGACCCUUAAGUGAUCCAGACAUUGCUAGUGAAACCAGAUCAAUGAACAGUACAGUGGGCAGUGGCUCGGCUCAGUCUUAUAAGAUGGAUGGUGUUGAUGCUAAUGGGCAAAUUGAAAGGGCAGAUAAUCGCCUGAUUGAGACAUAUAAAGGAGAGUGGAAGAAUGACAAGCGGCAUGGAUACGGCGUUAUAGAAGACACUGACGGCUUUAGCUAUAUUGGCGAGUGGAGUGAAAACAUGAGGCAUGGAUUAGGAGUUGCUUCAUAUCCCGACGGGACAAAGCUGGAAGGAGAGUGGAAAAAUGAUGAGUUAGUUACAGAUUCAAGAAAGAGGGGUGCAUUAGUUUCUCUUGUGACAAGGUUUAAACAGCGGCUAAGGGUGGUCUGUGAGGGGGCCCAGGAUGCUGCAGAGAAGGCAGAACAGAAGUCACAGAUAUCACUAUCAAGAGCUGCUGCAGCAAGGGAUAAGGCUGUGGAUGCUGUCAGUGCUGCCGAAAAUGCUGUCGCAGCAGCAGCCACUGCUCAAAAGCGUGUUAGAGCAAUUAUUUCUAAAAUGAAAGACAAGACGUAGAACUAAAAUCUGUUUUGUUGCGAGGGAAUAUUUUUGAGGCUGCAGUCUCACCGAUGGCAUCAUGCCCCUUGCUUGUGACCACUGAUGGCUCAGUGUCGUAAUCUGUACACUUUUGUCAUCUUGCAUUGGCACAAGGGAGAAUCGACCUUAUUCACAAGCAUAGUUUUGCAGUUCUGUGUGAAAUACAGAAUUCAUCUCUUGCAGCUUGCUGCACUGUGUUAGCAUGGCUGGACAUUUACGACAACUGAAGGCAACAAAUGUCAACCACCAUUUUAUUUUACCACCAAGACAGGUACUUAGUAAGUUGUAGCAACUAAUAAUUUUGUAGCUGGUGAUGUUGCAGUUAGCGAAUGAGGCCAUAAGUGUGCAUGUUCCCUAUGUGGAAACUGUGGGAAGGAGCUUUCUAUAAUAAAUGUUGAGGUUUAGUAAAUAGGCAUAGGCUGUUUUGUAGUGUUGUUUACCAAGCAUUAGGUAGUCUUUUUGAUGCUACAACUUCUAAUUUUAUGGUCACGUUAAACUAAGUUUUCAACAUCUAUGCGUAUUCAUUAAUUUAUGCCAAUAAGCACAAAAAUAAUAUUGCAUUGAGUUACUGCAUUUUUGCAUUUACUGGUUAGUUACUGGCGAAAAAAGAUUUUGAAUAAUUUUUCUGUUCCCUUUUUGUGUUAAAUUUUCUGUGGAUUGACCUCAUCAUCUUGGUAAAAUAAAUGAAAUGUACUGUAAAUCAACAGAAAAAAUUCUUCUAGGAAAAUUCAUAUGUGGUGAAAAUAGUGCCUAUUAAAUUUCUUCAUUCAACUGAUCAAUAUUUUUAUGAAGAGUAGAAUUUUUUAAUUUACAAUAAAUUGCAAGCUUCCAAUGAGUCUCAGAGCCAAGAAUUGCCAGAUGAACUCAUUUGAUUUAUAAACUUCUGUAGUAUUGCUUUAAAAGAAUUCUGAUUGAAAGUUCUUGUUGGUCAUGCACACACUAGUGUAAAUCAAGUCAUUUCUGUACAAAAUUUAACGAGGAAAAUACCUACUAUUUAUAUUUUUUGCAGUGACAAAAAUUGUUUUGGGAUUGGGUCACAACAC
Porites evermanni is the source of this 6066-nucleotide messenger RNA. The record is from the annotation of a GenBank genome assembly. NCBI's taxonomy places the organism in Eukaryota, Metazoa, Cnidaria, Anthozoa, Scleractinia, Poritidae.